AUGAAGCUUAACCACACAGUCAAAGAAAGGGUUGUGGUAGGCUCCAAAGACAGUCUUAUCACAAUCUUCAUCCAUCUUCUGGAUGGAGGCGCAACAAUCCAAUCCAAUAGCUGGUUUGCGGGUGAAGAAAGCUUUAGCGAUAUCCGCCAAACAUGUUUUUACAUCCUUGCAAUCGGCCAAGCAUUUGGUUACAACCGGUGGUGGAUGGAAUGGAAUCGGGUGGAAGCCGGCUGGGAUUGGUGGGAGAGCCUUUCCGGUGGUGGGGAAUGGCCAAUGUGGCUUAGGGUAAAAGUGAGGGUAGAAAGGAUUGUAAUGCCACCAUUCGAGCUCUUCAGUACGUUUGGGGUUACCACUAAAGAAGAAUAUGCUGGAAUUUAA
Arabidopsis thaliana (thale cress) is the source of this 378-nucleotide messenger RNA. RefSeq lists its product as uncharacterized. The transcript is spliced from 2 exons. The record is from RefSeq and is marked reviewed. Bases 1 to 378 code for a protein of 125 amino acids. Lineage: Eukaryota; Viridiplantae; Streptophyta; Magnoliopsida; Brassicales; Brassicaceae.